UUGCUUCGGUAAGGAGUGUGGGUUGUUGUUUCGGAAAGAGUCGCUCAGUUACGCGCCGAAUUUUGAUCUCGUGAGAGGUUUUCCUGAGACGGUCACAAUCAUAAUUGUUGUGCUCAACUUUUUUGCGGUGACUUUUACGAGUUAGAAACAACAAGAACUUAAUCAAGGUAGAAUGUCUGCCUCUCCUGCAGCUCGUCAGGCUGUGUCACAAGGGAUUCCUAUGUCAAGACGCAUUAAUAUCAACCAUGAAAGUGAACUUCCCAACGACUUAUCAAGCACUCCUGGUGGAUCUUUGUUCUCUACAACUCCUGGAGGUACACGCGUGUAUUAUGACCGGAACUUUAUGUUGUCGAUGAGAAACUCGCCAUUGGCUCGGACGCCUCCAACCAACCUGCCAUCCAUCCCUGGAGUUACUGUCCCUGACAACCGGCCUGCGAAACCCGACUCACGCAAAAGCCGAGAUUCCGACGAAGAUGCUAAGAGGCUGUCUGCCAUUGAUGCAACUGCCGCAGCUCCGGCCAAAGAUGAAGACGAACAAUUCCAGAUAGAGCUUUAGAGAAUACGUCUUGUUGCAUGCCUGCUGAGAUCUGUUGUAGUAAAUAUGAUUUGUUAUGGAUGCGUCGGCUACACCUAUUAUAUUAUAAGGCCAGUGUUUUUAUUUAAUGGAAGCAUUUGCCACUAGGAUCACUUGUAAAAUUCGAAUAUUUUCUGGUUGUGGCUAAUGGUUGUCACGAUUUUGUCCACACUGCAUCAAACGCUGAAUGUUUUCUCUGAAAAUUUAUACGAUUUGAAUUCACCAAUCGGUACUUUUCUGUCCGCUCAUUAACUUAUAAAAUUUCAGAACAAAGUUGCGAAAACUGAAUGUGUUUUCAGAGCCUAUGUGGCCACAUAAGAGAUAUAAUAAUACCAUAAGGGUAUUAUUAUAAGAUAUAAAUACAAUUUUUUGCUUCUGUGCAAAAAAUAAAUAUUAACUUUCUUAAGUCACACUAAAAAACUAAGCUCACAUGAAAAUAAUAAUUUGAUGUGAUUGAUGCAUUGAGAAAUUCAGUCUUAACAGGUUGUAAUUUGUGAAAAUUUCAUAAUUAUUAUUAUAAUUAUUACGGAUGAUUC
This is a messenger RNA of Hyalella azteca, 1110 nucleotides long. It is a transcript of the gene Thor, whose product is annotated as eukaryotic translation initiation factor 4E-binding protein 1-like. The transcript has 3 exons. Gene Ontology annotation, biological process: negative regulation of translational initiation. Gene Ontology annotation, molecular function: eukaryotic initiation factor 4E binding. Lineage: Eukaryota; Metazoa; Arthropoda; Malacostraca; Amphipoda; Hyalellidae. The record is from RefSeq and is a predicted model, not a curated record. Gene Ontology annotation, cellular component: cytoplasm. The coding region runs from base 173 to 556 and encodes 127 amino acids.